AUGGCGAAAAUACGACGAUCAGAAUCAGUACUCUCGCAAUCAAUAGUUUCUACAUCAGAUCAACCUCAAGAAAUCACUCAAUAUGGUGGAAGAGAGAAGACAAUAUUGAUCAGCGUUUUAAAACAAACAUUAUUACCAUUCUUUAUUGCUGGACUAGGACAGAUUUGCAUUGGGCUAUUUUUUGAACGAGCACAACAUUGGUGGUUUUUUUUAUAUGUACCUGAGGCAUUUAUUCUGGUACCAGCUUUACUUGGCCUAAAAGGCAAUCUUGAAGUAACCUAUGCAUCACGAUUUUGCACUUUGAGUAAUGCAGGUCAAACGAAUAAUGCAGGCGAAAUUUUUUUUAUUGCUCGAUUUAAUUUAUGUCUUAUUGAGAUGCAAGCAAUUGUUUUAUCAUUUUUUGCAGCUUUAUUAAGCAGUGCAAUUAGCUUAAUUAAUUGUGAUUUUAAGCACUCUCAUAUAACAGUGAUACUUUCAAGUGGUAUUUAUACAGCAUCGUUAUCAUCUUUUGUUGUUGGCUUUGUAAUGAUAGCUAUUGUUGUUUCAUCUCGCCGAUAUGGCAUCGAUCCUGAUAAUAUCGCUGCGCCACUUAUCGCAACUUUUAGCGAUUUUAUCACAUUAAUUAUGCUUAUUGGUAUAGGAAUGUUAGUAGUUCAUAUAUACAUUCAUAAAUUAUACAUUUUCAAUAUUGUACUAUUGAUUUGUUUAUUCUGCACAACACCAUUUCUUGCUUACUAUGCUGCAAAAGAACCUCGGACAAGGUCUAUUCUAAGGGAUGGUUGGUUUGCUGUCACAGCAGCUAUUAUUGUCGGAUGCUGUAGCGGCUUACUACUUCAGUCAGCAAUUGUUGUUUUUCCAGGUAUUGCUGCACUUCAUCCACUUAUUACAGGACUUGCUGGUAAUCGUGUAAGUGUACAAUCCAGUCGUCUUGCUACAGCAUUACAUUUAUCGGAAUAUUCACUCGGUAAACUUCCGGCUGGUACAACUAUAUGGACUUUUUUAAAUCCAUUACGUUUUUUAUGUUUACGCCAUUUGGAUUCAAAAGUGGCAAUUUUGCUAAUAGUAACAGCGAUUCCAUACAAUUUUCUCUUUGUCGUUGUGGUUAUUUUUACAGCAAAAAAUGUUAACUUUAGUUGGAUUUUUGUUGGAUCAUACGUUAUGGCUGCUCUUGUGCAAGGUUUUCUAUUAUUUUACUUAUGUCAAGUGACAGUUUAUGGAUUGUGGUGGUUCCGGAUGGAUCCAGACAAUAGUUCGGUACCGGUUUUAACAUCCGUUGGUGACCUUCUUGGUAUUGGUCUACUUUAUAUUGUCUUUUUAUUUCUGCAUCGUUUCGCUCCUUCAACUGUUCUUUAUCAACAAUAUCAAACAAUGAAUAUAACACGACAAUGCGGUAUUGAUUUCUGA
This is a messenger RNA of Brugia malayi, 1404 nucleotides long. RefSeq lists its product as uncharacterized. The transcript is spliced from 10 exons. Bases 1 to 1404 code for a protein of 467 amino acids. Gene Ontology annotation, molecular function: monoatomic cation transmembrane transporter activity. The record is from RefSeq and is a predicted model, not a curated record. Gene Ontology annotation, cellular component: plasma membrane. Gene Ontology annotation, biological process: monoatomic cation transport. Lineage: Eukaryota; Metazoa; Nematoda; Chromadorea; Rhabditida; Onchocercidae.